AUGUUUUUAUUUUAUUAUUAUUAUUAUUCUGAAACCCGCGUCUCCUGCGGUGAAUUGGGAGGAAAUAUGCUGUCCAUGAUCAACGUCUUGGGACUGAUUUUGCUUUUAGUAACGCCCGUGACAGAGGGCCGUACGAUAGGUGUUGCCCCAGACCCUAACACCAUCGUCAUCAUCAGUCGUUCACCUGAGGGUCCUGAGUGCAACGUCUGCAAGGGUGAAGCCUCCACAGGGCCUUGCAACACUGAACUGACCCUCAGAGAGCCUGCAAACACUAACGUCACUUUCACUUGCAGUAAUCCAGAGGAUUAUUACACUGUGGAGGUCAACAGGGAGCUUGAUUGCACUGAGAUAGACUGUGGCAAGCACGACAUACACCCAGAGGCUUCUCUCUAUCCAGAUUUUAAUCGGACGUUCACGUGGGACAUGAAAGUCCAGGGCACUCGGGCGUUCCAAUUGGACUUCCCAGAACCUGGAAUGAGGCAAAUCCCUCCAGAAGAAACCUGUCCGAACAAGCACACCUACACCAUCACAACAUACCAGCGCACCGGUCCGGCAACCAUUGGCACGUUCUGUCGGAACGGCACCAUCAGCACAAUUCAAGUCCAAUACAGAGGACGUGUAUCCCUGGCCCUUCCCCGGAAAAUGGAACUGAAUCCAUCCAAUUUCAGGGUGUCUGUUGGCCCGGAGACAGAUAAACUUUUGGUGGUGAAUGCCAGCCUCCCUUGGGGACAGUCCAACACGGAGUUCUUCACACCAAACUAUCCCAAGGGCAUUCCCACGGAGGACCUAGUGAGAUGGAAUUUUGGCGUGCCAACCAUGCACAAUUUCUCUGUGACCUUUUUGCAGCAAACUGAACCACAGUGUACCUCUGGAACAGUGGGGCUGGAGUACCAGCAGGGAAAUAAGCAGCCAAUCAAGAAGUUAUUGACAGACCCUCAGCCAGCCAAUCAGCAGGGUAACUUCAGCCUGACUCUGUCCAACUGUGUAACAUCGAAGGCAGCAAAUGCUCCUGGUCUAUCCUUAAAGUUCAGCGUCUCUGCCUUCCGGAGUGGCCAUCCACAUGUGUGUGUGGUCGAUCUGCAAAACAAGGAAGGGCUGAGUCUGCAGAUAGAGAAUACGAAUCCUCAGACUUACUGUGAGCUGAGAAUGGACUCUGUGGUCAAAGAGAAGAUCAUUGCUCCUGCAGGCACCAGUGCCACCCUGUCUUUCCUGGACUGCCCCAGUGAAGAGCUCCGUCUGACCGCCACUAAAACUAUUGAGUGCAAGGAUUUGUCAUCGUGUUCCGUGAACUGGAGUUUACUUUCCAUUCCUUCUCUGGACAGCUGCUUACCUGUACCUCUUCAGCAGUUCACCUGGAUGCUGCGUGUGGCUCCACAUGGCACGAUUGACCUGAGCUCCCCAGAAGGGAAUCUCCAUCAUUCCUUACCUGGACAAGAGUGCAAUGGCAGCAUCUCCUUGCUGGUCUCUGAGGCCGGCGGGUCCAACAUCGGUCAGUUUUGUUCCCUGCCCGGCAAAGGCAUCAUCCGCAAAAUUCAGAUACAUUCGGACGUCAACAUCGCAGCCACACCCAAAAGUGGCAAAUACCUGGGUCAGGGGAAAGGGCCCUUCUUCAACAUCUCCUUCAGUCCAGAAAUCUCAGAGAGUAUGAUCUACUCCGUUUCUCUGGGUGAGGCGUCACCGGCUCUCUUGGCAACACCUAACUGGCCGGGCGGCAUGCAAACGUUCUCCACCGUCUCCUGGAUCGUGGAGAUUCCAAAUCAGAAGCUUGCCGAACUGGUCUUUGCCAACAUCAGCCAGCCCAAGUGUGACCAGCGCCACACAGCUGUGAAAGUGCAGAACUUGGGCUCUCCAGAGGAGAUCCUGAGCCGUCGUGAAGACGAGAAAUUCGACGGAAAGGUCAGCAUCUCCAGGAGCUUCUACCUCAACAUGUCCAACUGCCAACCAGAGAGUGGUCACUUUGCAGUGCUCAGUAAGGUCACCCUGUAUCCAAAACGACGUAAAGUCUUAGGCAUCGUCGUGGGAGUAGUGGCGGCUCUUCUGAUAAUCAUGGUCAUUAUCCUCACAGUUGUGUGUCUCGUGACCAGGAAGAAGAAACGACAGUUUAACACCAGGUCCUCCAUUUACAUUCCCAGAGGAGCACCUUUCCUGCCCGGAGAUGCAAGCUUUCCCAAAUCUAGAUCGGAUAAUGAGUCACAUGUCUACGCCUCUAUUGACGACACGAUGGUCUAUGGGCAUCUACUGGGAGAAUCCAACAACUCUGAAUCUGGACCAGAUCAUUUUAAUGGACACCAGGUGGACACUUACCGGACCUUCACUGGACCCAUGGAUGGAAACCCGGUGAUGAAGGAGACUCCAGCAGAUUUGGAGCUGGAAACUCGACAGAGCUCAGAACAUUUCCUGGACCCAUCAGAGUCGUUCAUCCCGUCUCGGCCUCGGACUCCUCUGGGACCUCAGAACAGCCUGAGAUAUGAGGACCGCCGGAUGAUGCACAAUGAGCUAAACACCUUCAAGCAACCUACUGAGCCAUCCACAAUCAUUCUCUCUCCUGUUGAACCAGAACCAGAACCAGAACCAAAUAAUGGAACAGAUUGCGAACUAGAAAAUGUAUACGAUGCGGCCAUGUAG
Molecule: messenger RNA, 2625 nt
Organism: Chanos chanos (milkfish)
Lineage: Eukaryota; Metazoa; Chordata; Actinopteri; Gonorynchiformes; Chanidae
Gene: cdcp1b
Product: CUB domain containing protein 1b
Exons: 9
Coding region: 1-2625 (874 amino acids)
Source: RefSeq, a predicted model, not a curated record